Messenger RNA from Hyla sarda, 2846 nucleotides. It is a transcript of the gene EVX2, whose product is annotated as even-skipped homeobox 2. The record is from RefSeq and is a predicted model, not a curated record. NCBI's taxonomy places the organism in Eukaryota, Metazoa, Chordata, Amphibia, Anura, Hylidae. Gene Ontology annotation, cellular component: nucleus. Gene Ontology annotation, biological process: regulation of transcription by RNA polymerase II. The transcript has 3 exons. Gene Ontology annotation, molecular function: RNA polymerase II cis-regulatory region sequence-specific DNA binding; DNA-binding transcription factor activity, RNA polymerase II-specific. The coding region runs from base 312 to 1595 and encodes 427 amino acids.
CCGCCUUCACUGCCAAGUGACAGGAGCCUGUAUUUAUUUGCUUAUAAAACUGUUACAAUAAAUGAUUAUUCAAACAGCGUCAUUCAUACCUUAAUGACGAGCCCUAGCUUUUGAUGAAUGACAUUUCUGGCUGGGAAGGAUGUAUGGGUCAUUUUGACCAGUCAUUCCAUCGCUUUGGCAAGAAGAAGAAGAUAAUAUUAGGAGGCACUGGGUAGGCUGCACGUGAACUGGCCCCUGCUGCAGGCACAUCAUCACUACAGCACCAAGCCUGCUUUCUACUCUCACUGGUUUCCCUCCUCACAAAAGCUGAGAUGAUGGAAAGGAUAAGAAAAGAGAUGAUUCUCAUGGAAAGAGGUCUUCACAGCCCAACCACAGGCAAAAGGCUUUCCAAUCUAUCCGACUCAGCUGGGAAUGCAGUGUUGGAGGCCUUGGAAAAUGCUCAUCACAACGCUCGCCUAAGUCCCAGGCUAACUUCUUCUCUGCAUGGAUCUAUAGGGGACAUACCCAGCAGCAAAGGCAAAUUUGAGAUAGACACUUUGUUCAGCAUCCCUCAUCCCAACAGUGAAUCUAAUAACAACAACACAUCAGACCUUUCCGGAUCUGACAGAGGCAAGAAGAUAAACCAGUAUUCAGACGUGGCUUCAGACGCAGAUAUGAGCAGUGAUGUAGAGGUGGGGUGCUCAGCCCUGCGGUCCCCCAACAGCUUGAGUGGUACCCAGCUGAAGGAGAGCAUUGGCAAAGAGAGUGGGUCAGUGGCCAGCACCACCAGUUCUUCCACCAGUUCUGGAAUGGGCAGUCUGAGCAGUAAUAACCCCGUGGGGAGCUCCAGUUCAGCUGCAGACCAAGUGCGAAGAUACAGGACGGCAUUCACACGGGAACAAAUAGCAAGGCUGGAGAAAGAGUUCUACCGGGAGAAUUAUGUGUCCCGGCCCCGAAGAUGUGAGCUGGCAGCUGCCCUCAACCUCCCAGAGACAACCAUCAAGGUUUGGUUCCAGAACCGGCGGAUGAAAGACAAGAGGCAGCGCUUGGCCAUGUCUUGGCCUCACCCAGCAGAUCCCAGCUUCUACACCUAUAUGAUGACCCAUGCUGCAGCCACAGGGAGCCUUCCUUACCCCUUCCAUUCCCAUGUGCCUCUGCAUUACUAUCCCCAUGUCGGGGUGACAGCAGCAGCCGCAGCCGCAGCGGCGUCUGGUGCUGCAGCCGCUGCGGCUUCGCCCUUUGCUACGUCCAUCCGCCCCCUGGACACUUUCCGGGCCCUUUCUCAUCCUUACUCCAGACCAGAACUACUUUGCAGCUUCAGACAUCCGGGUCUCUACCAGCCCCCGGGAGGGCUCAAUAGCACCGCGGCUGCUGCUGCUGCCGCUGCGGCAGCUGCAGCGGCGUCGGCCCCUGGAUCGACUCCUUGCUCUUGUCUAAGUUGUCACAGUAACCAGACGGCGUCAGCAAUGGGCGCAGCCAGCAGGGGCUCGGAUUUCACUUGCACAGCCGCCUCUCAGAGGUCGGAGAGCAGCUUCCUCCCAUAUUCUGCAGCAGUGCUCAGCAAAACCUCUGUUACCCCCCCGGACCAAAGAGAGGAGACCCCCCUGACCAGAUAACUGCACCCCUAGAAACCUCACCGACCCCCCCCCCCCCCCAUGCACCUGACCUGCACUGACCCCUACAAAGUGGACUGGCCGCAUUUAACACCCAUCAACAAAGAAUGAGGGCGCUUUUCUUCUCUUUCUUUCUUAAAAACAUCAACUCCCAAGUAAAUAUUUUAUUUGUACAUCCAUAACUAACAAUUAAGAAAGUAAUUCCCGGGAUGGAACUUAGAAGGACUAAAGUGCACUCCAAGAUCGUACACAUCAGUUUGGUUUUUUGGUUUUUACCCUUAUGUUUGUUGUUGUUGUUGGAAACAUUAUGUCUCUUUAAAUGUUUUCACCUUAUUGAAUAUGGGUUGUUUACUGUUUUAAUUUCAAUACUAUUGUAUCCGGUCAUAUGUGAUCAUUUAGUUUUAAUUUACUACUGGCCUUAUUUUCUAGACUGUCGCUUUACCUUAACCAAGCUUUAUAUUAUUUUGAUUAAUUACUUUUGUAUCUGGAAAAUACUUGAAUCUUGAGAUAGGGCAUGUAAAGUGGGACAGAUAUUUUUUGUCUCAAAAGUUUUUUUUUGUUUUUUUUUUUAACCUGGGUAUAAAAUGAUUAAUGAUAUCCCCUGGUAACAUGAGGAGGUGUAUUCGCCUUGCCAAGUUACCACUGGGUGACACAAAUUUGCUUUCCCAAACCCCAGUUCCUGCAGGGAGUUCCCUGAACUUUGGAAAGCACAUCACAAACUAGCAGUGUUAUUGCCAUGUCAAUUCUGAUGCUAAUAAUGUGUAGAUUAUGACGAAAAUUGCCAAUCAUGUUCUCUGAUGGACCUCCUUUGAAUGUAGAAUUGGUGGAAAGUUCCCCGCAUAGAGACCUGCUGUCAAGUACUAACAACCCGCUAAGGGAAGUCAUUAGGAGAGACAGAUAAGAGGCCUGGUACAUAAAACAUGGUUCUUUGGGCAUAGGAUGUAUGUUAUUUAAUGCUACAUCCGUUACCUGAAGCGAUUUCGCUGAAGAAAGCUCAGCUCCUAUCAUCAAAAUUGGCAAUUUUCAUUUUGGAUGCUCGGACACCCCGGGCAGACUUUUCUCCUUAAAGUUGAUAUUCCACUAGUGUGAACAAGCCUCAUUAAAUCAAACCUACAGAUUUCCAUAAUGCUCCCCGCAGAGCCGCUUCACUCCUCACAUAAUGAGAUCUUCUCCAGGGCUGCAGCAGCACAGAGAACUUGUACAUGCUCGUUCUGGGCCACAACGAAAUGCGAAUAUCUGUUUAUCUAUCUAUCU